This is a messenger RNA of Torulaspora delbrueckii, 471 nucleotides long. It is a transcript of the gene NUT2, whose product is annotated as mediator complex subunit NUT2. The record is from RefSeq and is a predicted model, not a curated record. Gene Ontology annotation, cellular component: mediator complex; chromatin. Gene Ontology annotation, biological process: positive regulation of transcription by RNA polymerase II. Gene Ontology annotation, molecular function: transcription coregulator activity. Bases 1 to 471 code for a protein of 156 amino acids. NCBI's taxonomy places the organism in Eukaryota, Fungi, Ascomycota, Saccharomycetes, Saccharomycetales, Saccharomycetaceae. The transcript has a single exon.
AUGAGCCCCAAAGAGGACCUGGAAGGUAUUCAACAGGAGCUGGGAACCGUGGAACAACAGCUGGCAGCGGUAAUAGAGUCCUUUAUCGAGCUGGGCGUGUCAGUGUACGAUUUUCCAGGUACUUCAGAAGCCACUCAGGGUAUGGUAACCAAUUUAAAGCGUAAUGUGGAUCGUCUGGCUAAUUUAAACAAGCAGAGCAACGAUCCAGAUUCACAAUUGCAAAAUGUAAACGUUCCGCUCGAGGUUGUGCAGUAUAUUGAGGACGGAAGAAACCCAGAUAUCUAUACCAGAGAGUUUGUCGAGGCAAUAAGAAGAUCUAAUCAAUACCAGCGAGCCAAGAUGCACGGUCUAAGGCAACUACGGGACUCUCUCGCAGAUAAAAUCGUCGAGGAGUUUCCAGAUCUAGAGCCCAGUGUUCAUAACAUCGCCCAAAGGGCUGGUUUAUCCGAUGAUACUGUGCAAAUCACGUGA